Molecule: messenger RNA, 854 nt
Organism: Brassica napus (rape)
Lineage: Eukaryota; Viridiplantae; Streptophyta; Magnoliopsida; Brassicales; Brassicaceae
Exons: 4
Coding region: 105-410 (101 amino acids)
Biological process (GO): vacuolar proton-transporting V-type ATPase complex assembly
Cellular component (GO): endoplasmic reticulum membrane
Source: RefSeq, a predicted model, not a curated record
AUAAAAAAUCAAGACUUUUGCGAAAUUUCCAUUUUACUCUGGAAUCUUGAGAGGGUCGAAGACAGAGUUAACUAGUGAGAUUCAACAUUGUUGGUGGUGGUACCAUGGGUGGGGUUAUGCAGAAGUUCCUAGUUGCAUCAAUGUUCAUGUGGAUUCUUCCUGUUGCCAUAUUAUACGGAUUCAACAAUGAUUUGCUUCCUGGUUUUGAAAUUGAGUUUAACCCAGAGAACCACUAUAUGAAGAAAUUAAGAAGGAUGUUUAAGUUGUUUCUUUUAGGGAGAACAUAUGCAAGGUUCAACGACAUUGUCUCCACAUUCUCUAACACUACUGAGUGGAUUUCUUGCUGUGGUAUCAGUCAAUGUAGUGAUUGUCUUCUACAUCUGCCUGGCCCUGAAAGAACCUACAGAUAAACACAAGCCAGACGCAUCGUUUGUCGCAGAUGCCAAAGAUAGUGUGAAGAAAUUGACAUCAGGAGUCCCAAGUACUGACCCGGCACUCAAGAAACAAGAGUAAGAGCUAAGCAAAUCCCAUUUUCUUGAAGACAAGGAACAGUGCCAAGAUUGCAGCAAAUGGAGCAGAGCUCAGGUUCUUGCAAUGUAUUGUUGGGACAUUUGAGGGGUUUGGUGCUGUUUGAGCAACGGAAAGAACAAUGUUCAUGUUGAACAGAGACAAGAGCUAAUGUUUUAAGGAUAAAACUCACAAAACCAAAUGUCGGUUUGGUGCUGCUCCUUCAUUUCAACUUUUCAAGGACACUUAAGUGAAUUAUAUAGUGAAAUUUGUUUACUUGUCUGAGUUUUAAGUUACUUCAACUGGACAAUUAGUGAUUGAGAUAGAACAACUUUAUUCUUGUUCCA